AAGAACGAUAACUGCCGUGUUAAAACUCGGUAACUGGUUAAUUGCGAACGGAUAAAUAAAGAAAUUGUGAGUACGUUUCGCUUACUCUUAUAAAAAACAUAUAUUAUGGUAAUUAUAAACACAAAGGAAAAUAAAUAAAUAUGUUUAACUUGUUAUGUUGAUAUUUUAAAAUUGUUGAAAUACUAGGAAAGGCGACCGAGUUGAGUAAUGAAUGACAACUAAACUAGUACAAGAUGACUAGUACUAGUACUAGUAACUAGUACUAGUUGGUAGUCUUAGUAGUUAGUAGUCUAUUAGUAGUAGUAGUAGAAAGUAGUAGUAGCAAAAUACAUUAACGAUUAAUACAAUUCUAGUUGAAAUUGAGAUUUCAUCGAAUCUGUCAUAUUAUUAUGAUAAUUAGUUUGAAGGCUCACAACAACUUCUUUUCUAUUAUUUUAAGGUUUUUUUUUCCUUGGACUCGUUCACCAUGAAUGAUCCAUGCCGUUCACCAUGAUCCAUGCCGAUCCAUGGGCCAUAGUCAGACAGUCAUAGUAUAGCAUUACUCAUUACUUAACUUUUAAUCUUUUUUAAAUAAAUGAAGGCAGCGACUAUUCGGACUCUGUCUGGUCCCUUUAGACUUAAUGUAAUGGUUAUUCGGAUGUCAUUUGUGAUUUUGUGUUAGUUUAUUUUAGUUAAACUGAAGAAGUAACCUUACUAUAGUUUAUAGUCUAUAGUCCAUUCAAUUAUCUUUCAUUGGAUGCCAGAUUAAAUCUUACAAACUCAACAAUAAUAUUUUAAAUUAAAUGUUUUGUAAUAAACUCAACCUCUCACUCUUUUCCGGGUUCAAUUAGCCAUUUCUAUAAAUGAUUGUUAACUCCAGAUUAUUCUUGUGUAGAACUUGCACUUGCAAUUGCAAAGUAAAGCUAGGCUUCUGGCAUGUCUAACUAAGAAGAUUAAUCAGAUUAAACUAAUGUUAUAAUGGAGUAAUGCCUCAGAACCCAGCGUCCAGAGCUAAGACUUAUGGCUAGGGUUUAUGUAAAUUUAUGAACUUACAAUUAUUGUCUUGAUUAAUGAUUAGAAACUGGAGAAGGGUUACUGAGAGUCUGGCCUGUGACUUCAUUUCAACUGAUCUGCAGACGAGUGCCCUAAAAUAUAAAAUUAAAUUAUUUUUAAAGCAUCCUGACAAGUCUUAGGUGUAGCACUAAAAUAAAUAUCAACUCUACGUUUAUGAAAAACACCUAUGCUACCCUAUGUGAAAGUGGAUUCCGUCUUGCCAGUUGUUUUCAGGAUGUUCAACCGAAACUGAAAUCAUCUUACUGCAUCAUUCAUCAGUCAGAUCUGUUUUCAAAACUGAGCAUUGAAUUUACUAAAACUAGGGGAAUGGUCAUGCAACUUAUAAAUUUCAGAAGCAAUUUUAUUCACCAUUGCAGCAUCAUUAGUUAAAGUCUUGACAAUUUUUAGAAAAAGAGAUCACAGACUAACACCUGGAACAUUCAAUAAGUUUCUUUGAUGUUGUACUCACUAAACUACUGGACAAUUUUGAGUAGCAAAUGUCAGAUUCAUUUCUCACUCUGACAAUGGUCAGCAACCAAAUUAAAAGAAUAAGAAUUCUGCUUUUCUUUUAAUAAAAUUAAUGAACUAAAAUUAUUGAUUUUAGUACUAAAAUUAAGUUAACGUUCACUUUUAUCCACUAGCUGUAACAAGAAAAUAAAAUAUAUUUAUGAUAAAAUGACUUAUGAUGGAUGAUAAAGUAGGUGAUACGCUAUGUAGGCAAUGUGGUAUUGCACUGGGCAUUAGGUCUGGCCCUAUCGGUUGUGUCUGAAAUCAAAAUAUGACAUACAGACCAAAAAGUUUGAGUGCCUAUAAUUCUAAACUAGAAUAACUGACUGAGUACUAUGAAUGAUGCAUGAGCAAAGGUUUACAUUUAUUUAGUUAAUAACUUGAGUAAUCAGUAAUGACCAAGCACAUGAUUGUCACAGUAUUUUUAAUCUGCUUAGUUCUAGUUGCAAACAGAAAUUAGGUGAUAUGCUCCUAUGUAAUUUUUGAGGUUUUUUUAUUAAUAAUAAUUGGUUGAAUAGGACUUCUCAGUAUCUUACACACAUGGCUUCAACUAUAUCCAUAAAAGAUGGAUUGACGUUUUCUCGUUAUAUAUUCUUUAUCAAUAUAACAUGAAUGCUAUGUAUGGCUAUUAAGAAUUCAAUUAAAAAGGUUUCAUGUUUAAAACAUACUCCUUCAUUUGUUACUAAAUCAUAAAUUAUAAUUUGGACUUCAACUUUCCCAUUACAACUCUAAAACCUCAGUUCUGAGUUUUUGCAUAGGCUCCAUGUUUAUAAUAAUUCUUUUUAAUUCAGAAAAGCAUGUCGAGUGAAAAGGGUUCAAACCCUAUAGAGCCAUUUCUGCUGUUAUUGAAAGAUGCCAAACAUGCUGGUGCUGCCAGUAUUGUCACACAGGCUAUGAGUGCACCUAAUGUGUAUGUGUUCGGGGAAAUCUUACAUUUACCAAAUGUUCAAGAGGUGAGUAUUUAAUAUGGAAUAACUGAGAGAUUUCCAGAGUUGAGCUGUUCACUUAUAGCUUCGGUUUCCUAUAGGCAUGGCUCUAUUGCAAACUAUUAGUUUUAAAUGGGACAAAAAAAGCUGCUUUACCUCACCUUUGCUCAAUUUUUCCACUUUGGCUCAAUUUCUCCAGCAUAGCUCAAUUUCUCCACCUUGGCUCAAUUUCUCCAUCUUGGCUCAAUUUCUCCAUCUUGGCUCAAUUUCUCCACCUUUGCUUAAUUUCUCCAACUUGGCUCAAUUUCUCUCUGACUCCACAUUACCUACUGAUGCAUAAUUUUUGUCUUUCUUCAAACAAUUGAGGGUAGCCACCAACUUACUUUAAUUGAUAACAGGGAAGUAUAAUUUUUACAAGAUAUUUAAGAUUUAAAGUUAAGACAAUAUUCUUUAAAAAUCUCCUGAUCUGAAAAUUAACAUUUACAAUGUAAUCAAAACAAAUGUCCUUUUCUUUCAUCAGUUAUAGUAUCUUAUUUUAAAUUAAUUUUUCAGCUUGCCACUGGCCCUCAUGCCUCAACUUUUCAACUACUAAAUGUGUUUGCUUAUGGCACUUAUAAAGACUACAAAGGUAUCUGUUUUGCGUAUACAUUUUAAUAGCGGUCAAUUAUUACUUUUAUACAAUUACAGAAUUACUGCUAUACAAAUAAAUCAAACAACAAGUUACUAUUCUCUGAAUUAUAAAACGCAUGCUAAAAGAUAUGUUUGUGGAUCAUUAUUUGAGACCAGGAGCCAAUCUCUUGUAGUUAUACUUUUUCAAUUUCCCUUUGCUCCUAACAGCCAGUACAGCCCAACUGCCAGACCUAACACAAGCCCAACUAACAAAAUUACGACAUCUAACAGUUGUAUCUCUAGCAACAAGGAGUAAGGUGAGUUUAAAAGACUGCAAAAUUUCAUCUAAUUAUAAAAUUAUGUUACAAUAUCUACACAUUGUCUAAAUUUCAAAGUGAAUUUAAUACCUCCAUUUCUUGCUUCACCAUAUUACAACCAAGUCUAAAAAUAUUUUUUCACUAUUUCUGUACUUAAAACAAAAGUCUUAUGUAGUAGUUUUAUUUAUGCUCUAAACUUUAAACUUUUUCUUUCAUAUUUCAGUGCAUUCCAUAUUCUGUUUUACUUGAAGAACUUGCCAUGGAAAAUGUUAGAAAUCUUGAGGUGAAUAUUAAUUUCCCUUGUUUUUUUGUUUUUUUAAUCUAUCUGAAGUAGUUUAGUUAUUUAUUUAUUUUUAUCAGCCUACUAUAGAUUGACACGUCUACUGAUGCUUUGAUGUUUGAGUUUAUUUUUACUGAAUUUUUUUUUCCUGCUCCCCAUGAAUAGUUGCGUUUUUUGGCCGUGAUAAGUCCAUUCCGCUCGACUUUUCACUCAUAUCUGAGGAUACCAAGUGGUAGGAGUUCAAAUCCAUCCAGGGUUAUCCUCAAGCUCCUACCCCUUGGUCAUGCUAAAAGAAAAUGCUACAUUUCUCUCACACUUACAGCCAACACAUUUGGCUUUGAUUUCUUGAAAGGGAUUUACUAGCAACAUUCCUAGUUGAAUAUUAAUUUAGGGAGGAAUUUGUAAGAUUAGUAUAGGACUUAUUAUUUUAUUUCCAAACUAUAUUAACUGUGACAAAAUUAGCUAUUUAUUUUGAAUGAUGUUUUUUUAAAGGGCAAAGCAAAAUGUAGAUAAAAACCUUUCUAAUUUACUGUUUCUAUGUACUGCCGAGCCCUACCUUUCCAAAACUUAUUAUCCUAAACUUUGUUUAUCUGAACAGCUUGUGUCUUGUUUAUUAAUGUUAGCAUCAUUAUGAUAGGCAAUGCACAUGGCAUUUAACAUUUGUGUACAAACACUGGAAAACAAAUCCAACCUUUGUAGGAAAAUCCAGGUAAGCUCUAGAUGUGUAGGGUACAUGCAGUGAAAAGAGGGGGCUUGUGCGAUUUGCAGACACAGCCCCUCAUCUUUUAAUAAAAAAUAAAUCAUAGAAUACACACAUGCAGAAACAAAAUGAGUUCCGAUUUUAUUCUAAACACUAGUCAUCUACUUUUGGAAAUUAACCCCCCUUUGUAGAAAAUUGGUGUUGGAAGUACUGGAUAAGUUCUGAGUUGGAAGUACUGGAAAAGUUCUGAGUUGGAAGUACUGGAUAAUUUCUGAGUUGGGAGUACUGGAUAAGUUCUUGUUUGGCAGAUAUGGUAUUCUCAAAGUAAAUAUUUACAGGAUCUGAUAAUUGAAGUGAUCUAUGCUGACAUCAUUCAUGGCAAACUGGACCAGAAAAACCAAACACUUGAAGUGGACUAUGCCAUAGGUAGAGACAUUCAUGAUAAUGCAAUGACAGAAGUUGUCAAUGUCUUGCAGCAAUGGUAAGUGGAAUCUUUUUGUACUACCCUAAACUUAAGCCAGUGCUGGUAGCAAAAACAAUAUAAAUGUUAAUGUAAUGCCACUAUUCCAUUGAUAGCUACUUUUCAAAAUAAUAGACAUUAUUGGCUGUAAAAACCUGCCAUUUGAUUUAUUUGAUAGAUUUAAUAUAUCCUUGAGAUCAUGGUUUAAUUUUAACUAAACAAAUGACUGAUGUACCCCCAUAAUGAAAGCUACAGUAGCCUACACGUUCUGUUCACAAUAUCUUCGCCUUGUGUUGGACAGAGACCAUGUUUGUUUAAUAUGCUUUUUUAAAAAAUUUUCUGGGUAAAAGAAUGAGCAUGAGUAAAUUUUAAAAAAAAUAUAGUUUUAAUUUUAAUGAGCUUGAUUUUAAUAUUGAUUGUUACAUUAACAUUAACACUUCCAUAUUUUUAAAAAAAAUUAAUUUAAGCUUUUACAAGAGAAGUCUUAUAAAAAUCCUUUCAUUUUACUUUAUUAUUAUUGUCUUAAUAUUAUUCUUUGUUAUUUGGGUCCAGGGUUCCAUGAUGGCUAAGAUCCAACACCACCCCCCACCCCUUUUCCCCCACCCCUUUUCCUCCCCCCCCUCUUCCCCCCCCCAUAUGCAAAGAUGUAAACAAAAUUCCUAUCUCACACAAUGGCAAUUAAUUACAUUAUAUAGAAAAUCUCUUGAAAGAUCCCCCCCCCCCCUUUCGUGCCUGUGUGUAGUUGGUUGACCUCAUGCAAUGGAUAUGUGUAUUUCUUGUCAAAUCUUGAUAUGUGGUUUUUUCAAAUACACUGUAUCCCCCACAUGACAGGUGUAAUGGCUGUGAAGGUGUACUGAGGAGUAUUGAGGAACAAAUCAACAGAGCCAAUACUUUUAAAGAGAAACAAAAUCAACAACGUGCAUCUUUGGAAGAUGAGGUCAGUUCUUUUUUUUUUUUUUUUAAAUUAAGAGAAGAGAUCGUGCUUUCGCCACAAUUAAUAUUUAUUUAAUGGUUAAUUUAACUGCACAUUCCUCAUUCACUAAGCAGCACCUGUGGGUUUUCCAAUCCUGCAUUCACCUUCCUAACCAGCCUAAUACCUUUUUUUGUUUUUUUGGAUGCAUUGAUCUCUUUCAGAAAGAUAGUAGAAGCUAACUACCAUUGAUAUGGCUAUUCUUGUUUCCAUCUUCCUUCAUUUUUAAGUAACAAGCCUUACUUUUUAAAGACUUGUAAUUUGUUUUUACAAGACCACUUGAAUAGAGACAUUUAAUAAUUGAUACUCUCAUUAAAUAUCUUUUGAAGUUGAUAACUCGAAAGGACUUAUAAAUGUACGUUUUGCCCAAAAUGUUACACGGUAUGAAUAAUUAACAAAAUAAACCCAACCCAGCAAUAUUUUUAUAGAUCACAACAGCCUUUUAUAAAUAUCAGAAUUUAGAAGUAUUAAAGUAGAAAGUUUAGAAAGUAACAACUGUUUCCAAUGUUUUGAUAAGCAGCAAUAUAACAAAUUUUCUAAGAAUAUUAUUCCACACUCUGUUUUAUACUUCACUGGUCCACUUAGCACUUAUUGUAAACAACUGGCUCUCUUUCCUUCUAUACCCAGGUGAUCAACAUCAAGAAGACCAUAAAGACCAGCCAACAACAGGACUUGGAUGAGGCCAUGGUAACAGACAGCCGCAGUGACCUGGCCCUUGCAGCAGACAAGGCCACAAAGAAGGCCCCAAAGGCCAAGGGGUGAGUCAUUUUGUUUGAUGCCUAACUCUGCACUAGACAUUGAUAUUAUAUUUGGGGUUUUUUUAGUGCAAGAAUUUUUUGUUGUUGCAAAUAUUAGCAACAUUUUAAGACUUGAACAAUGUACGGACUUGUAAAUCAUACAUUUGGUUGUUAAGAACUGAUACUUUAAAGUUCAUGUAUUUAGUUGUCCCAUUGUUUGACCUGGUUGCUAGAUGAUUAUUAUGUUAAGAACUGAUACUUUAAUGUUCAUGUAUUUAGUUGUCCCAUUGUUUGACCUAGUUGCUAGAUGAUUAUUAUACAUAUUAAAUUCCAAAAUUAUUUUCUUUGAUUGAAGCUGAUCAUGUUCUUUUUUUUGAGAAGAACUAAAGAAAAUGAUCAAUUUGAUUAAAAUUCUAUUGAUACGGUAAGAUAAGAAACAUUUUAAAAGUUUAGGGGGGGGGGGGGAAUACCUCAAUUAAAGAAACAUUUUAAAAGUUUAGGGGGGGGGGGGAAUACCUCAAUUAAAGAGUGUGAGCAAUGCUGCCAUGACAGUUGAUCCUUCGUUACAGAAUUUAUUUGUCAACGCAGCACAAUCUGGCAAAAUACAUGCCCAAAAAAAUGCAAUGGACAUUUAAUAUGUUAAUAAAAAUCUUCACUUUAAAAUUGUACCUCACUUGCAGCAAACAAAAUAAAAGUUGGUUUUUUGGUCAUGCAUUCCAGAUUGAGAGGAAGUAACCCUGGGAAGUUGUGGAAGUGAUCAUGUUCAAUACUUUCAGUAGUAAAAAAAGAUUGCUUGGUCUUUGGUUGCCUGCUCCUGUCCUACAACAAGAUGGUGGAACGUCAGGUUUUGUAAAAGUGUGAACGUUUGAGGAUAUUUUAAUUAAAUGUUUGAGACGUUUGUUAAACUGUUGUUUUGCAUGAUUAGAGUUGCGUCAGAAAUUAUUUUUGCUCCAAGGAAUUGAUUUGAGAACAGGGGUGUUCAGUUAAAUUUGUUAAAAUUGUUUUCUGUAUGUAAUUACCACAAGUUGAUCUGUUAUGGUCAUUAUUUAACGCUUUUUUUCAUAGCUUAAACUUUGAGUGGAUGAAUACAAAUGUAUAGAAUUAAUUUGAAGACAACGUGUGAUAAAGUUAAGAAUGCAAGUGUGUGGGGUAAGGGUACAUACGAUUAAAUAUGAAUUAUAAGAUUGUAGAAUCAUGCAUUCAGAAAAAAUAUAUGUAUUCUCAUUGCUGUAUUUGAAGUUGAUAUUUUAAAAACCCUACUUCAAUAUAGCUAAUGAUCUACUCUGUCCGUCAAUGACUUUUCUGUAAGUUUGAUUAAAACCCCUGGGAUUACUGCUAUAGAAAAAAAUCAAACAACAAAUUACUAUUCUCUGAAUUAUAAAAUGAAUGCUAAACGAUAUGUUUGUGGAUCAUUAUUUGAGACGUGGAGCCAAUCUCUUGUUGUUAUACUUUUUCAAUCAUUACACUCAUCAGUCAGAAAACUGAGGUGGUAAAAGUGAAAAACCUUUGUCUUUUCUUUAAUUUAAACAGGGUGUUUAACUGUUCUAGACAAAUUUACAUUAGUUUUGAAAAUUUUCACUGUAUUCUUUUUAUUCUUUGCAAAAUAAAAUAAUUUUUUUUUAAAUUAAGGAUCAAAUUGUCAACUUCAAAAUGUUCAUAAUUUAUGUUCACCUAUGCUGGGCUCACUGUAGUAGUCACUUAAAUACAAGGAAUAAGAAUAAGGACAAAAGAUGUAGACAUAUUAUGGUUCAUUGACUUUAUGAGAGAAGAAGGGACAAACGAAGACAUUAACAUGUAUAGAAAAAUGAAGCGUUACAAAUUUUAAUCUGAUUAAUGAUGAAAGCUCCAGCCUUGUAUUUGAUGUACAAUCCAUAGAAACUUGUGUACAAAUAAAAUGUUCAAUUUCUGAAUUCAGCCUACUUUGGUUUGUUGUUUUUAUCAGUUUUCUCCCAUUGGAAGAGUUACUUCCCC
This is a messenger RNA of Lymnaea stagnalis (great pond snail), 8509 nucleotides long. The record is from the annotation of a GenBank genome assembly. NCBI's taxonomy places the organism in Eukaryota, Metazoa, Mollusca, Gastropoda, Lymnaeidae.